Molecule: messenger RNA, 8776 nt
Organism: Anolis carolinensis (green anole)
Lineage: Eukaryota; Metazoa; Chordata; Lepidosauria; Squamata; Anolidae
Gene: celf5
Product: CUGBP Elav-like family member 5
Exons: 13
Coding region: 204-1619 (471 amino acids)
Biological process (GO): regulation of alternative mRNA splicing, via spliceosome; mRNA splice site recognition
Cellular component (GO): nucleus; ribonucleoprotein complex; cytoplasm
Molecular function (GO): mRNA binding
Source: RefSeq, a predicted model, not a curated record
GUGGUCCUGAUGCUGAGCCUCCUCCUCCUGCUCCUGCUCCUCCUCUCUCCUGCAUCCCUCUUCCUUCCUUCCUUCGCAGCAUCCCUCCAUCCUUCCCGCCUGUGCUUUGGGGAGGAGGAGGAGGAGGAGGAGGAGGGGGAAGGCGGGCGGGCGGGCAGGGGGAUGGCAAAGCUUCCUCCACCUCAGCACCAUCCUCAUCCUCUAUGAGCAGCGGUGGCGUCGUCGGCGGGGAACCCGAGGGCAUGAAGGAUCUCGACGCCAUCAAGCUGUUUGUGGGCCAGAUCCCCCGCAACCUCGAGGAGAAGGACCUCAAGCCCCUCUUCGAGCAGUUCGGACAGAUCUACGAGCUCACGGUCCUCAAAGACCGCUACACAGGCAUGCACAAAGGCUGCGCCUUCCUGACCUAUUGUGCCCGAGACUCCGCCAUCAAAGCCCAGACGGCGCUGCAUGAGCAGAAGACGCUUCCAGGGAUGGCGCGGCCGAUCCAGGUGAAGCCGGCGGACAGCGAAAGCCGUGGAGGAGACCGGAAACUCUUUGUGGGCAUGCUGAACAAGCAGCAGUCGGAAGAAGACAUCCUCCGGCUCUUUGAGCCCUUUGGGGCCAUCGACGAAUGCACCGUCUUGCGGGGCCCGGACGGCAACAGCAAAGGAUGCGCCUUUGUGAAGUUCUCCUCUCAUACAGAAGCCCAGGCAGCCAUCCAUGCACUCCACGGCAGCCAAACGAUGCCCGGCGCCUCCUCCAGCCUGGUGGUGAAGUUUGCGGACACGGACAAGGAGCGGACGCUGCGCCGGAUGCAGCAGAUGGUGGGGCAGCUGGGCAUCCUCACCCCGUCCUUCGCCUUGCCCUUCAGCCCCUACGGGGCCUACGCCCAGGCCCUGAUGCAGCAGCAGACUGUCCUCUCGGCCUCGCACGGCAACUUCGUCAGCCCGACGCUCACCUUUUCUCCGUGCCACAUCCAGCAGAUCGGCACCGUCAGCCUCAACAGCUUACCCAGCUCUCCCAUCACACAGACGUCAGGUUUACACUCGCCCUCCCUGCUGGGCAGCACUGCUGUCCCGGGGCUGGUGGCCCCCAUCGCUAACAGCUUUGCCGGCGUGGUUCCCAUUCCCAGCAGCCACCACCCCAGCCUGGAGGCCGUCUACGCCAACGGGCUGGUGCCCUGCGCAGCUCAGAAUCCGUCGGUAGGAGAGGCGCUCCAUCCAGCCUUUACCGGAGUCCAGCAAUACGCAGCUGUCUACCCGGCGACGGCCAUCACUCCGGUAGCUCAGGCCAUCCCUCAACCUCUUCCCAUUAUUCAGCAACAGCAGCAGCAGCAACAACAACCACAACAACAACAACAACGAGAAGGUCCGGAAGGCUGCAACCUCUUCAUCUACCACCUCCCGCAAGAGUUUGGCGACAACGAGCUGAUGCAGAUGUUCCUUCCCUUUGGGAACAUCAUCUCCUCCAAAGUGUUCAUGGACCGAGCCACGAACCAGAGUAAAUGUUUCGGUUUUGUGAGUUUCGACAACCCCUCCAGUGCCCAGACCGCCAUCCAAGCGAUGAACGGGUUCCAGAUCGGCAUGAAAAGGUUAAAAGUCCAGCUGAAGCGGCCCAAGGACGCCGGUCAUCCCUACUGACCAGUCGGUUUCUUUUAUUGGUUGUCCAUGGUGUUUCUUCAUCAGGAAGGUUAGUCUGUCCAUGGUCUUUAUUUCCCAUACUUUUAAUAGACUUUAUUUUUCUAGGUGUUUUUUUAGUGAAAGACAUAGUUUGGAUGACUAUGUCUUUUGUGGCCAAAUUUGGUGUGAUUUGGUUCAGUGGUUUUGUUGUUUACUCCAUGGGAAUUACGCAAAUUUAUAUAUAGAUAUAUGUAAUAUUUUCCUCCUCAUUUCUCUUACUUUUAUAUUCCUUGUCGUUUCUAUUGUCUUUACAACUUGUCUCAUCUGUUCAACCAUUUCAAAGUUUCCUUCUUGAGCAGUAAUGGCAUGAUCGUCAACAUAGAUGAAACUCUCUGUCCCUUUUGUCAGUGGCUGAUCAUUUGUGUAAAUAUUAAACUUUGAUGAAGCAAACGUGCUCCCCUGAGGCAGGCCAUUCUUCUGUUCUCGCCAUCUUCUUUUCUGACUCUCGAACUCAACAAAAAAGCUCCUGUUUUGUAGCAGGUCGUUCUCUUAUUUGACUGAUGUUUUUCGGUGUUUUCCUCUCCAGGCGAAGACGGGCGACGCUCCACAAGUUCUUUUUUUUUUUCAAGAAAGAGAUCCCAAGGAAAAGGGUUGGACAAUGAUCCUCGCCAUCAAGUUCGGGAUCCCGUUUUGCGGCCCUCGUCCGUGGGAAAACUGGUGUAUAUAUAGAACGCGAAAGAGAGAGAGAUGGGGAUAUAUAAAUCGAUAUCACUCUAUAUAUUUUUUUUAAACCGCGGGGGAAAAAAAAAGAAAACCACGAACAUCGCGCUGCGACCAAACCUUUUUAUCCUUCCUUCUUGCUGCGGAAAAAAGAAGCGGGACCAUUUCCGAACCAUUGCGCCUGAUUUUCGGAACGAGAGAGACACGAGAGUGGCUCGGGAUCGAAACGGGGAGGAGCGCUUUCUCCUCUUUUUUUUGUUGGGAAGGAAUGGCAGACGAGGGAAGUCGAGUGCCUUUGGGCCGCCACCAUUCCCCCCUUCGAGACAGAGAUAUAUAUUCUGGACCCGAAAUGGCUGAUCACACUGCCUCGGAAACCUUUGGCAACCCCGACGUUUUCCGGCUCCGGACGACUCCAACCAGUAUGCAACGGAUAUAUGUGUAUGUAUAUCUCUUCUCUCUAUAUCUUUUAUUACCUAUACGACGCAGCACAAAAACAAAUCGGACAGCUUUGCACGGCCAAAGGUCGGAACGGGAUCCUCGCCAAUGUCAGGGUUGUCAAGGUCAUAGGAAAGCCUUCGACAAUUCGCCAACAUCCCCUAUUUCCUCGCCUAGGCCUUCUUUCUCAACGGGACUGGACCCAAAGCUUCUCGGGAGCGAGUCUCCGCUGUCGAAUGAAUGCAGUUUAAGCCCCACGGCUCGAGCCGUCACUUUGGCUUUUUUCGGGCCAAACUGCAUUGUGUCGACAAUGCAGACGCAGUUGAGGUUGCUCACAGACCCUGUUGAUAGACUUAAGCCUGAAUCCUGUUCUUACACUCAUUGGUUAUGGGCCCACUCUUCCCAUCGAUGUGUCCAAGGAGCGAAAACAAUCCUGGCCCGUCUCCCGAUUACCUUUUGUGGCCGAAAAGGCCUUCCAAUGUAAACACAUCGGUAUGUCGGACCCACAUCUUGGCUUUUUGGGAGUUUUUUCCGUCACCGCUUUCGGAUCUGAUCCUCGUGAUCCUCAGGGCUUCACUCCGAAGGAUGAAAUGUCAUUCAUUUCUGUGACAGCCCUAAAGUUUUGUCCCUUCUCUCUCCUUGCCUCCAUCCUUUGGGAUCAUAAUAAUAAUAACAAUAAUAAUAAUAAUCCCAAAGGAGAAGAAGAAUCUCAAAGGAUGAAAAUAAUAAUAAUCAACAACAAUAAUAUACUUUAUUUAUAUUCCACUCUAUCUCCCCGAGGGGACUCAGGGCAGAUUACAGAACCCACAGACGGUAAACAUUCAAUUCCGAUAUACAAUUAACAAGGACAGAUAAUACAUAAACAGAGGUAAAGGCUUUCCCCAUCUUUUUCCAUUUCCGGUAUCUGGAGGCUGUGCUGGUGCUCAGUCUUCCGUGCCGAGGAGUUUUGUUUUCCUCGCUAUCAAAUCGCAGGCGUGUCCUUAUGGGCGCCUUUUAUUAGCUCCCUGCUUAAAGCAGUACCUAUUUAUCUACUCACAUUUGUUUUCGAUCUGCUCGGGGCAGGGAGCUGGGGCUGACGGCGGGUGCUCACCCCGACCUGGGUGAACUGCCAGCUUUUCGAUCGAUAGCUUAGCGGCUUAACCUGAGCUAAGCCCGGCCCUAACAACAUCAACCAGCCUAAGGAUGAUAAUAAUAACAAUAAUAAUCCCAAAGGAUGAUAAUAAUAAUAAUAAUAAUAAUUAUUAUUAUUAUUAUUAUUAUUAUUAUUAUUAUUAUUAUUACCGUAGACACUUGGGAAGUGUCUGAUGUGUGAUCCAAUACAACAGCCAGCAGAGUGUCUGCUGUGGACUCAUCUUGUUGUGUUUCUAUUAUUAUUAUUAUUAUUACUAUCCUAGACACUUGGGAAUCACACGUCGGACACUUCCCAAGUUUCUAGGAUAAUAAUAAUAAUUAUAAUUAUUAUUAUUAUCCUAGAAACUUGGGAAGUGUCCGACGUGUGAUCCAAUACAACAGCCAACAGAGUGUCUGCUGUGGACUCAACUUGUUGUGUUUCUAAUAAUAAUAAUAAUAAUAAUAAUAAUAAUAAUAAUAAUAAUCCCAAAGGAUGAUAAUCAUCAUGAUACCAAAGGAUGAUACUAAGAAUCAUAAACCCAAGGGUUAUUGUUGUUGUUCAUAAUAUAAUUCCGAAGGCGGAGAGGGAGAAAACUUUAAGACCCUCAUGGAAAUUUAUUUAUUUACGAUAUUUAUACCCCGCUCUUUUCACCCAGAACACACAUAAGGCAAAACUGCAAUGCCGGUUGUACAACUAACAAGGAUAGACAACACAAACAGAGGCAAAGGCAUCCAAGUCUUUCCCAUCUUAUUUCCGGCAUCUUUCAUGCCAAGGAGGUGCCUUUAUUACCGCCUCGCUAAAAGCAGUACCUAUUUAUCUACUUGCAUUUCUGCUAGGUGGGCAGGUGAGCUGAGGCUGAUGGUGGGUGCUCACCCCCAACCCGGGCACGAACUGCCGACCUUUCGAUCGGCAGGAUUUUUCUGCAGCACAGACAUUUCUACCUUUGGAGUGAAGUCACGAGUGAAAUUAUAAUGACAAAUGACAAUAAUAACCCUAAAAGAUAAUCAUGACAACAAUGACAAUCCCAGAUUACUAUCAUCAUCAUCAUCAUCAUCCUUUAUUAUUAUUAUUAUUAUUAUUAUUAUUGAUUAUUAUGGAUUAUUAUCCUCUGGGUUAUUAUUAUAAUUAUACAUACUUUGGAAUUAUUAUUAUCCUCCUCCUUUUGGAUGAUGAUGAUGCUGAUUAUCCUUUGGGGUUAUUAUUAUUAUUAUUAUACAUACUUUGGUAUUAUUAUUAUCCUCCUCCUCCUUUUGGAUGAUGAUGAUGAUGAUGAUUGUCCUUUGAGGUUAUUAUUAUUAUUAUACAUACUUUGGAAUUAUUAUUAUCCUCCUCCUUCUGGGUUAUUAUUAUUAUUAUUAUUAUUAUUAUCAUCAUCAUCACCAUCCUUUGAGGUUAUUAUUAUACAUACUUUGGGAUUAUUAUUAUCAUCUUCCUCCUUUUGGAUGAUGACAAUGAUGAUGAUGAUGAUUAUCCUUUGGGGUUAUUAUUAUUAUUAUUAUUAUUAUUAUUAUUAUUAUCAUCAUCAUCAUCAUCAUCCUUUGGGGUUAUUAUUAUACAUACUUUGGGAUUAUUAUCAUCUUCCUCCUUUUGGAUGAUGAUGAUGAUGAUUAUUAUUAUUAUUAUCCUCUGGGGUUAUUGUUAUUGUUAUACAUACUUUGGGAUUAUUAUUAUUAUCAUCCUCCUCCUUUUGGAUGAUGAUGAUGAUGAUUAUUAUUAUUAUUAUUAUUAUUAUCCUUUGGGGUUAUUACUAUUAUCAUCCUUUUGGAUUAUUAUUAUUAUUAGCCUUUGGGAUUAUUAUUAUCAUCAUCAUCCUCCUUUUGGGUUAUUAUUAUUAUUAUCAUCAUCAUCAUCCUUUGGGGUUAUUAUUAUUAUUAUUAUACAUACUUUGGGAUUAUUAUUAUUAUUAUUAUUAUCCUCAUCCUUUGGGGUUAUUAUUAUUAUUAUACAUACUUUGGGAUUAUUAUUAUUAUUAUCCUCAUCCUUUUGGGUUAUUAUUAUUAUUAUUAUUAUUAUUAUUAUUAUUAUUAUUAUUAUUAUUAUUCUUUUGGAUAAUAGCCCAUCCUCUUCCUCCAUCGAAAGCCAAGGUCUGACCAAAAAGAGGAUAAAUAGCGGGACGCAACCUUCCAUCGGAAACCACGCUCCGUUCGGACUCUAUACUUCAAACAUUCCUGUUGUGUCUGUGUUUGUGUGUGUGAGAAAAGACGAGUGUUGUGUGUGUUGGGGUUGAUGGGAGUUGUAGUCCAACAAACCUUGCCGGGAAGCCUCUCCCUCCGAGUCGAGGGACAAACAAUUCGGACAUUUCGAGACAUGGUUAUUUCUUAACCCAUUGAGUUUCAUUUCCUUACUGGUUUUUUAGUUCUCGAGACCUUAAAACAGAGGAUAAUGGGUUCCUGUUGUCGGGAAACAGCACAAAAAUCAGAUUAAUUCCCCCAAAUGUUCCAGGAAUGUUCCUGGUCGAGAUCAGAAAUGGGAAUAUAUAUAUAAUUAUGCAAAACCCCGCUUCUUAUAAGGGCAAAACAACCUAUGCAACCAAUCUGUAAGUUAUGGUUUUAUUGGACUGUCAGUUUGGUUUUAUUUUUGGGAAAAUAUUAUUUGUAUUAUUUUACAAUUUAUUAUUGCUUACAUUGUGCUGUCGGAGGUUUUCAUGGCGGGAAUCACUGGGUUGCUGUGAGUUUUCCGGGCGAUUUGUGGGUGAAACGUCAGGAGAGAAUGCUUCUGGGACAUGGCCAGAAAACUCACAGCAACCCAGUGAUUCUGGCCAUGAAAGCCUUCGACAACACAAUAAUAAUAAUGAUGGUGUUGGGACAUUGGCAAAGUGGCAAAAUAAUAAAAUAAUAAUAAUGACGUUGGGACAUUGGUAAAAUAAUAAUCAAUAGAAUAAUAAUAAUGACAUUGGCACAUUGGUUAAGAAUAAUAAUAGUAAUGAUGGGUUUCCCCCCUGUUUUUUUCCCCCCUGGGCUUUUCUUAAGUCUCGUUGGGUUAUUGAAGCUUGAUUUAAUAAUAAUAAUAAUAAUAAUAAUAAUAAUAAUAAUAAUAAUAAUACCUACUACUACUUUAUUUUUAUAUCCCAACCUGAGUCCCUUUGGGGAGAUGGUGGCGGGAUAUAAAAAUAAAGUUGUUGUUAUUAUUAUUAUUAUUAUUAUUAUUAUUAUUAUUAUUGAAACAAAGACAUAGUAUGACACAGCAAACGAGAUCCAUAUGCUGGAUUUCGUAUCACAAAAUAACAAGUCUAUUAUUAUUAUUAAUAUUAUUAUUAUUAGUGACACAAAGACAUAGUAUGACACAGCAAACAAGAUUUAUAUGCUGGAUUUCAUAUCACAAAAUCACAAGUCUAUUAUUAUUAUUAUUAUUAUUAUUAUUAUUAUUAUUAUUAGAGACACAAAGACAUAGUAUGACACAGCAAACGAGAUCUAUAUGCUGGAUUUCGUAUCACAAGUUGAACACUAUUAUUAUUAUUAUUAUUAUUAUUAUUAUUAUUAUUAUUAUUAUUGAUACAAAGACACAGUAAACGAGAUCUAUGUGCUGGAUUUCGUAUCACAAAAUCACAAGUUAUUAUUAUUAUUAUUAUUAGUGACACAAAGACACAGCAAACGAGAUCCAUAUGCUGGAUUUCGUAUCACAGAAUCACGUCUAUUAUUAUUAGUAUUAUUAUUAUUAUUAUUAUUAUUAUUGACACAAAGACAUAGUAUGAGACAGCAAACGAGAUCUAUAUGCUGGAUUUCGUAUCACAAAAUCGUAAGUCUAUUAUUAUUAUUAUUAUUAUUAUUAUUAUUGACACAGAGACAUAGUAUGACACAGCAAACGACAUCUAUAUACUGGAUUUCGUAUCACAAGUUGAACACUAUUAUUAUUAUUAUUAUUAUUAUUAUUAUUAUUAUUGACACAACGACAUAGUAUGACACAGCAAAUGAGAUCUAUAUGCUGGAUUUCGUAUCACAGAAUCACAAGCCUAUUAUUAUUAUUAUUAUUAUUAUUAUUAUUAUUGACACAAAGACACAGCAAACGAGAUCUAUAUGCUGGAUUUCGUAUCACAAAAUCACAAGUCUAUUAUUAUUAUUAUUAUUAUUAUUAUUGACACAAAGACAUAGUAUGACACAGCAAACGAGAUCUAUAUGCUGGAUUUCGUAUCACAAAAUCACAAGUAUUAUUAUUAUUAUGAUUAUUAUUAUUAUUAGUGACGCAAAGACAGCAUGACACAGCAAACGAGAUAUAUAUGCUGGAUUUCAUAUUAUUGUUAUUAUUAUUGACACAACGACAUUGUAUGACACAGCAAACGAGAUAUUAUUAUUAUUAUUAUUAUUAUUAUUAUUAUUAUUAUUAUUAUUAUUAUUAUUAUUACCAAAGUGUUUGUACAUCCCAGAUUUGGAGAAAUAGCAAGUUGUUUGAUCUCAAGGAAGAGAGAGGCUUCCCUCCAAACCAGCACUAAUGGGUUGUGCAUCUACACUGUCGAAUUAAUGCGGUUUAGCACCACUUUGGCUGCUACAGAACGGUGGGAAAGCUGCGUUAAUUCGUCGGUGUGGACAGUGGAUGGAUGUGUGGUGAAUCGUGGUGUGAGUGGCUUGUGCGGCUGUGUCUUUCCUCCGAAAAAGUCCACGUUUACAAACGGUGUAAAUACAGGUGUUUUUUGAUACUUACCUUGUCGAUUUCCGUCCGUGAUUUGUACCAUUGUCGUUACGAUUUCUGCGAAUGGAGUACUUUCAUGACGGCCGAACCUUCCUUUUUUUGAACUUGAAAAACAGAUGACAGAUAUAUAUAUAUAUAUAUACACACACACCAAUCUAUAUAUAUCUAUCUUAAUUCCUCGCACCCAUGACUCUUGACCCCCCCCCCCCCCAUAUCCUGACACUUACACUCGGAAAGAAUUCAAAACACUGACUCCAGUGGAAACAGAAUAAAAAAGCACACUUCUCCA